AAACGUUAGUUCAAUGUUAAGUUCGCGGUCGGGCGACAUCGCGACUGCGAAAAUUAUCUAAUCGCCGGAUUCAACGCGCGUUGUUGAUCACUUUCCAUAAUCACAUCGAUGUUCGCUGACCGUGCAUCAAUCGCGAGAAAACGAGAUAGAUCGGUGGAUUGAUAGAUAGAGAGAAAGAUAGAGGGAAUAUGAUGUAACGACGCCAAAUAAUGAUGCCGAAUUAUGUAACAACUGUGUUAUACAGGCUGAAUAAUAGUAAUGCGAUUUAUCCAAUAUACCGGACACGUUGUUCAGAAAUUUUGGAGGCAAAGAACGAAUUUAAUGAGCUAGCUCGAACGAAAAAUGCAUAUGCGCAUGUGUGACAAUGUUAAAUAAUCUCUGUGACAUCUGAUCUAAAUAUUAUGACAAAUUAUAAAUACCAUAUUUUACAACUAAUCGAUCAUUGAUUAUCGAUCGUGUCUCUUUAGUUUCAUUUCAAUCGUCGAUGCAUACAAAACUUACUCGGAAUGAUAGACAUGCGUUAUUGAUCGAUGACUGCAUCGUUGGAAACGCAUGAUGGAUCGCGUGCAAUAUCGAUGACGCAUAUGUUAUCGUGUGAAUUAUUAUCAAAUAAAAAUCUAUAUCGAAUCUCCAGCUCUUUUGGAAGAAAUCGUGUCUUCCUGUGUCAACCAGAUCUGACAGAUAAUGACAACCAGAUCGGAAGAUCCGCAUCCGGAGAUUAUUGAGUCCGGAGGGAAGGAGAGAGACAGAGGAAAAAAUGUUGGACUCUGCAGAUUAAUAUUAAAGUUCCUAGCCAUUUAUUGGCGAUCCUUCAUCGUGAUAAUAUGGCCAUUAAUUUUGAUCCCGCUAGUGACGAUCGAGAAUGAACAGCUCCUCGCGAUGAAAUGUUUAUACGUCGUUGCGUUGAUGGCGAUGUUUUGGGUGACCGAGGUCCUACCAUUGCCCGUCACAGGCAUGAUCCCGGUGGUCCUGUAUCCGCUGAUGGGCAUCAUGUCCACCAAUGACACCUGCCUGUGCUACAUGAACGACACCACGAUGAUGUUUCUGGGCAGUUUGGUGAUCGCGGUGGUAAUCGAGAAUUCCGGUUUGCACAUGCGAGUGGCGUUACUCAUCAUCAAGACUAUCGGUUGUAGUCAUCGAAGGCUAACGUUGGGCCUGUUCUUCGUGACAAUGUUUCUCUCGAUGUGGAUUUCGAACACUGCCGCAACAGCCAUGAUGAUACCCAUAAUGGAAACGGUUCUAGUAGAACUCGAAGCGCAAGGACUCGGGAACAUGUUUAUCCAGAAAGACGGAGCGACCGAAGAGGAGGAUGCAGAGACAAAUAAAAGGCCAACGCAUAGCACUAUGGUGUACUACCUCGUCGCAGCUUAUGCGUCCAGUCUAGGUGGCAUCGGUACCAUUGUGGGUAGCGGUACAAAUUUAACGUUGAAAGGCUUUCUGGAGAAACGUUUUCCCGACAGCCCUGGUAUAAAUUUCGCCUCUUGGAUGCUGUAUUCAGUGCCACCCAUGCUGCUAAUGAGCUUCCUCACGUGGUUGUGGUUGCAAGUGAUGUACAUGGGUCUCUUCAGACCAGAGAGCAAGGAUGCUCGCGCUAUAGACAUCGGUCAACAAGGUGAGCGUGUCGCGGCUGCAGUCAUUCAGAAGAAAUACAAGGAACUCGGACCGAUCACGUGGCACGAAUCCUCGGUGGGUGUUUUAUUUCUUUUCGUGGUGCUCCUGUGGUUCUUCAGAAGUCCCGGGUUCAUGCCGGGUUGGGCCCAAUACAUCACGAGUUUAGCUGUCAAAGAUUCCACGGCGGCAAUAUUCGUGACGAUAUUAUUCUUCAUGAUUCCGUCGAAACUCGAUUUCCUGCGCGCGUUUGAUAAAGAUCCACAUAAACGACCCACGAAACCGUCACCCGGCCUGAUAACGUGGAAGAUGAUCAACCAGAAAAUGCAUUGGAGUCUGAUAUUCGUGUUAGGCGGUGGAUUCGCUAUCUCUGCAGGUAGUACUACGUCGGGUUUAUCGGCGAUGCUCGGUCAAUCUUUGAUCGGUCUGCAGAAGAUUAACGUGGUGGCGAUAUUGCUGAUCGUCUGCCUCUUCGCCGAGAACGUGACGGAAUUGACGGCUAACGUAGCCGUUGCAAAUAUUAUAUUGCCAGUAUUAGCAGAAAUGUGUGUGGCCAUCAAAAUACAUCCCCUGUACCUGAUGCUGCCGGCAGCUCUUUGCUGCUCGUUUUCGUUUCACUUGCCAGUUGGAACCCCACCGAAUGCGAUCGCUAGCGCUGCUGGACGUAUAAAAACGAGAGACUUUAUAAUCGCCGGUAUCGGGCCCAGCAUAGUCACGCUCAUCGUCACCGUGGCGGCGUUCUCCACGUGGGGUACAUACGUAUUCAAAUUAUCAGAAUUCCCCGAGUGGGCGACAUAAAAGGGCUCAUCGUUAUAGUCUCUCUCUAGAUAUUUAUUUACGCUUCGCGAACGCGAGAAGCGUGUCUUCCACAACGACAAGAGUUCUUUCUACUCGCACGUACAACAACGUUGAAUAUUUUUUAAUCUCAUACACGAAACAAAAUUCGUUCUCUCUACAUAGAUAUUUUCUUACAAAUUCCAAAGAUACGCUUUAAAGGAUAAACCUGCACGAUUGCAAAGUUCAACUUCCGCGACAAGAACGGACUGUGUAUCAAACCAUGUAUGUAUCAUAAAAGCAGAAGAUAAGUCGAAGAUAAGUAGUAUAUAUUUUAGAAUAAUUUCGCACGCGGGGUGAUAUCAACGUACAAUAGUACAUAUAAGAGCGAAUCCUCGAAUUAGGAAAUCGGAUAUUAAUUCUUAUAUCUGUCUCAUUAAUAAGAAAAAAAAACUAUUGACAAUACUAGUAUAGUAAUAAUAGUUUGUCAAAAAAUCCAUAAGUAUCUAUUUGCAUAUAUCAAGCAUAUUCGUAAAGAAUUCUCUAAAUUUCUUGAAGUGAAAACUGAACAAUCUCAUUUCAAAAGAGUGGAAUUUUACUCCAAAAGAGUGGAAUCUCAUUCUUUUGGAGUAAAAUGCCACUCUUUUGGAAUGAGAUUGUUCAGUUUUCACUCCAAGAAAUUUAGGGAGAAUAUAUAUGGAAUGGAAACUGAGUUGCAUAAUAUUACACUGUAAAAAAUUAUGUAAAGUAUUACAUAAAAAUAAAAAUUACAUUAUUUAUGUGAUUCUACAUAUGUUUUUACAGUGUAGCUUUACUUGCAUCUAAAUUUCUCAAAAACUCUUAAAUCUUAUAUAUCACUCUUUUACUUAUCAUUCGCAACAGUAUAAUAUCUAUAAAGAUUAAAAAAUUAGUACAAGAUGUGUCUCACACUGAUGUAAAACAAAUUUAAAUUUAAGCCGGCUACAGAGUAAAAGCCAGAUUAUAAAUGUAAUAUAUAUAUGUAUUUUUCUUAUAUUUUACACUUGGCAAGUGACAGAACACUUUUCUACUAAUCAAGAUAAAAGAGAUUAAGAAUAAUAUACUGAAUAUACAAUAAAUAUAUUCAAUUUCUCUUA
Molecule: messenger RNA, 3497 nt
Organism: Nylanderia fulva
Lineage: Eukaryota; Metazoa; Arthropoda; Insecta; Hymenoptera; Formicidae
Product: protein I'm not dead yet
Biological process (GO): citrate transport; transmembrane transport; succinate transport
Cellular component (GO): plasma membrane
Molecular function (GO): citrate transmembrane transporter activity; succinate transmembrane transporter activity
Source: RefSeq, a predicted model, not a curated record